Linum trigynum is the source of this 865-nucleotide messenger RNA. The record is from the annotation of a GenBank genome assembly. Lineage: Eukaryota; Viridiplantae; Streptophyta; Magnoliopsida; Malpighiales; Linaceae.
UUAGAAACCGACGGGUUGGGCAGGUCGGGUGAGGGGAUGGCAGUUUUGUUAUUUUAAUUAUUUCUCUUUAGUAUUUAAGAGGAGGAAACACUGUUCUGCAUAUUAGUCAAUAAUCAAUAUUUCAACCUAAAUCCCUAAAUUUCGAAUUCUCUCUAUCUUUUGUUCUUCCCCAAUUUCCCUCAAAUCCCUAAUUUCUUCUCUUCUCAAUCCCUAAUUCUAUUGUGGAACUUCUUUGUUUCUAACAUCUGGUAUCAGAGUUCGGUUCCGACCGGCGAGUUUUCUCAACUCCAUCAAGGACAGCUUCCGACCAGGAGAGUGAUCAAGGACAACAAUGGAGAAAUUGAAGCAGACAUGGGCUCGGAAGCAAGAAAAGAUGUGGCAGAUUGUGGGCUAUUGGAAGGAGAGAGCGGCGCGCGGCGCUGCGGCAGGGAAGGAGGACGAGGGUGCCGCAGGGGCGGAGGACGAGUUGCGAGCCACAGCGCGCACAGCAGCAGGUGGCGGUGCGGGGAACGGCCCGCUCGUUAGGGCGGCCAGAGGCGGGAGCGGAGGUCGCGGGGCGCGCGGCUGCGUGCGAGGCAGAGGACGGCGGCACGGGAGAAGGCCCGUAGACGCGCGCGGAAGGAGGGGAGACGGCGGCGAUCUCCUUGCACUCUGUAGCUGGGAUUUCGUCGCCCGAAACCCUGCGGUUUCGAGCAAAGGUGGCCGGGCAGCAGGGCCUCGCCCUUGUUGACAGUGGGGCGUCACUAAAUUUUAUCGGGGAGGACUUUGCUAAAACCCUACAGAUAGCAGCGAGUCCGACGCAACCGGUAGUUGUCAGAGUGGCUAAUGGUGCGCCGAUGCGGUACGUUGAGGUGUAAAGAGACCU